UCCUGGCGCGUACCGGCGUCGGCCAUGUUUAUCUGAGCACAUUGUUUUGUUUGCUCACAGUCCAUUUAAAGAUUAAUCUACCUCUAAGGUACAGUGCAUAACUCGCGAUGUCUACGCGAUCGGUAAAGAAGACCGUGACAACCACUACGACUUCUAGGGAGUCGACAGGGAGCGCUACGUCCACUCCAGCGGCGCAAGUACGCUCUCCCUCGGGUCGCCCUCCGUCGCCGGCACGGAUAAGUCGGCUGCAGGAGAAAGAAGAGCUGGUCCACCUCAACGACCGGUUAGCAAAUUACAUCGACAAAGUAAGAUCCUUGGAAUCAGAGAAUAGUCGGUUGAUGGUCCAGGUGCGAUCGUUCGAGGAAACUACCCAUCGUGAAGUGACCAAUAUAAAGGCAUUGUACGAGAGUGAGCUUCGAGAUGCACGCAAGCUUUUAGAUGAAACCAGCAAGGAGAAGGCCAAGCUACAGAUUGAUGUCGGGAAGUAUAAAGCCGAAGCAGAGGAAUGGAUGGUCAAAUGCACCAAGAAAGAGCGGGAACUUGCUGCUGCCAAUAAGAAGCUUGCAGACUUGGAGGCAAAGUUGAAGGAAUUGGAAUCUCUGGCAGCAGAUGCACAGGCCCGAGCAAAGGCUGCUGAAGGAGAGAGGGCUGGUCUGAAAGGUGAAAUUUCCAACUUGGAGCGCCAGUUGGCUCAAGCCAAGAAACAGCUGGAAGAAGAGACCCUCCUGCGGGUUGAUCUAGAAAACAGGGUGCAGAGUCUCAAAGAAGAACUUGCUUUCAAUGCUCAGAUACACACACAGGAGCUCAAUGAAACCAGAUCACGUUCAGAGAUGCAUCUUGAGGAGAUUGACGGGCGUGUCCAGCAAGAGUAUGAGAACAAGCUUGCAGACGCCCUACGUGAAUUCCGUGAACAACAAGAAGUCUAUACCAGAAUGCACCAAGAAGAGAUUGAGACCAUGUAUGAAACCAAGCUGAAUGAUUUGCGUGUGUUGGCAGAGCGCAAUGACAACCUGGCAUCUGCUGCACGUGAGGAGAUGAGGACCUAUAGGAAGAAGGUAGAUGAGAUGUCAGCACAACUGUCCAGGCUUCAAAACCAGAACACCAUCCUAGAGGCUCGCAUCAAGGAACUGGAGGCACAAUUGGCCAAGGAGCAGGAGGACUUCUCCAUUGCCUUGAGUGCUCGUGAGAAAGAGAUUGCUCAGUUACGUAUCCAGAUGGAAGAGCAGAUGCAGGAGUACGGGGAACUCAUGAAUAUCAAGAUUGCCCUGGAUCUAGAGAUAGCUGCUUACAGGAAACUCUUGGAAGGAGAGGAAGAGAGGCUAAACAUUUCCAUGUCAUCACAAGAAGAGACUCCAAGACGUGCAGUUGCCCGUAAAAGAAAGCGUGAUACAGACGAGUCCGAGUACACUCAGUUCUCCCAGUCCAGUUCCAGUAGUGGCUUUGCAUCCCAGUCAUCUGCCAAGGGAGGGAUAGAGAUAAGUGAAGUUGAUCAAGAAGGAAAAUUCAUCAAAAUCACCAACCCAACAGAGAAGGAUGUCCACCUUGGAGGCUGGCAGUUGAAACAUGUGGCAGGAGAUCAGGAAACCACUCACAAAUUCCAUCGUUCUUUGAAUCUCAAAGUUGGAGCAACUACUACUGUCUGGAGUGCUGACAAUGAUGAGGUAACACACCACCCUCCGGAUGAUUUGAAAAUGAAGAGCCAGAGGUGGUUCAUUGCAGACAACAUGAGAACUGCUCUCUUGAAUCCACAGGGAGAGAUAUUGCAAGUGAUUCCAGAUACUGAAAUGGCAUGGAGAGAAAUGAAGAAAUCUGUUGUACACACCACCAGAGAGUACAAGGGCCGCCGUAUUGCAGGUGAUAGCGGAGUUGAGGGUGGACAGAAGGAGAAGGAAUGCAUAGUCAUGUAAACAUUUACCAUCCAAGGGUACAGAACAGGGAGUUUGUUAUCUUCAACAGAGCACUGUAAAGUGGUAUUUAGAAUCACAAUACGAGAACAAAAGUGUCAGAAAGAACUGCAUCCGUCAUGUCAUUCAAGUGACCCUGUACUCAAUAUUUUGCUAAUUUGGCAGGCAAUCUAAUGGCAUUUUAGAAGAGAAAUAAUAACCAGAGGACUUGAGAAAGAGGGAAUUCAAAUUCUACAGCAUUGUUAACAGUCAUGCUUUCUAAUGCUUGAUAAAAAUGAGACAACUUUUCGUGAGGAUUAAGGAUGGGAGGGCAUUGAUUGUGACUGAACUAUGCUGAUCUUAAGUUACCCAUGUAUACCAUGGCAGUAACUAAUGUUGUUUAAUUACAUUUGAUAAGUUGCAUUCCUUUUAGAUUAGAAAGAUCCUUAAAGUGGCAAUAUAAUCAGAGUUAAAAUUAAGUCAUUACAAAGUGUCUUUCUCUAUUCAAUAUCAGUUAAGCAAGGGAAUUCCUUGUCAAAUGAUUGUUCACAAGGAGUGGUGUCCUUCGACCUUGUUGUUUUUUUUUUAAAUCACAAAUGAGAUGCUGUAUAGAUUUUGAGUAGUGCUUAAAUGAGAUUGUCAGUUAAAAUACCACUUGGAAGUGAUAUUUUAAUAAAGUCAAACGUGCUUGAUCAUGCUUCAUGCCACACUUUAUGUGCUCUGUUUUCCUGUCAAGUAUAGCAUAUUUUUUUAGCAGAAAACCUGUAUGUAAGUGUAGAAGUGUACUUAUCUGAGUCUUCGGUGUUUUUGCACCUGAUGUUAUUUUUUUUUUUAAAGUUUGAGUAUGAUUUGAGGUCCAGCAGUGGCCUUCAUGUAAUACCCAAGGGAGAGGCAAAGUACUUUUGAUAUUUUCUGAUGUCAAAAAUAUUUUUUCUCGUCCUGUUAGAUUGUUCAAAGGUGAUGUGAAAAGAUACUGUACUAACUUUGGGCCCCUUGAAAGUUGGCAAAAUUCUUUCAUUGUUGCCUUUUGAAGGGAAGUUUUAUUGUAUAUGACAGCUGCAUUAAAGCUGAAGUAGAUUUUAGUACCCUUGUAUUAUGUUAUUUUAUUGUAUGGCUUCUAGUCUGUGUAGAUGCUGAAAUUUGAUUGUAUAGUUAUUAUAGUAUAGUAGAUUUAGUUGGCUAAAUGAAUGCUCUGAAAAGGAUUCUUGUUUUGUGAUAAUAAUGCGUCAUUACCAGCUCAUUGAUGUAUAUAUUUAAUAUACUUUUUUAGUCUGUCCACUAGAUUUGUGAAGAAUUCAAGAAAAUUGUAUUUCAUACAAGCAGGAGUACAACAUAAGUGUGAUUCAUUCAUUUUGGAAACUGGUUUAAAAACAAACUUGCAAAAAAAAUUUUUACUAACUUUAAACACUUUGUUCAAAAUAGCAUGGCUGAGGCAUCCUAUUUAACUAUAACUGAAACUGAGAAGAAAGCAGUUUGCUCAAGGAAAUUUCUACAUUGAUAUCUAUUGUAGAUAUGUUCUAUUAUCUGAUGAAACUUAAAUUCAUAGAAAGACGUUGUUUUGUCUCUGUUACUAAACAACACGGCUACAUCACUGCCUUACUUGUAUAGUGUAAACACUAGCUUGUAGGAAUGCUGGUGUAAGGUUUUUUUUCUUUUUUUGCUUGUCCUAGUCAUGUGCAAUUUUGAUACUAUAUAUGAUAACGUGUAUGUUUAGAAAUCUUAGAAAUUAAAAAAAUGAAAAACCCAUAA
This is a messenger RNA of Lingula anatina, 3632 nucleotides long. Its product is annotated as prelamin-A/C. The record is from RefSeq and is a predicted model, not a curated record. Gene Ontology annotation, molecular function: structural constituent of cytoskeleton. Gene Ontology annotation, biological process: heterochromatin formation; nuclear pore localization; nuclear envelope organization. Gene Ontology annotation, cellular component: nuclear envelope; nuclear lamina. Lineage: Eukaryota; Metazoa; Brachiopoda; Lingulata; Lingulida; Lingulidae.